GGGAGACCAGAUAUAGUGAAUGCAGGGUCCGGGGAGACCGGAUAUAGUGAAUGCAGGGUCCGGGGAGACCGGAUAUAGUGAAUGCAGGGUCCGGGGAGACCGGAUAUAGUGAAUGCAGGGUCCGGGGGAGACCGGAUAUAGUGAAUGCAGGGUCCGGGGAGACCGGAUAUAGUGAAUGCAGGGUCCGGGGAGACCGGAUAUAGUGAAUGCAGGGUCCGGGGAGACCGGAUAUAGUGAAUGCAGGGGUCCGGGGAGAGCGGAUAUAGUGAAUGCAGGGUCCGGGGAGAGCGGAUAUAGUGAAUGCAGGGUCCGGGGAGA
This is a messenger RNA of Staurois parvus, 318 nucleotides long. The record is from the annotation of a GenBank genome assembly. Lineage: Eukaryota; Metazoa; Chordata; Amphibia; Anura; Ranidae.